Messenger RNA from Lagopus muta (rock ptarmigan), 10792 nucleotides. It is a transcript of the gene CACNA1G, whose product is annotated as calcium voltage-gated channel subunit alpha1 G. The transcript has 39 exons. Bases 330 to 7637 code for a protein of 2435 amino acids. The record is from RefSeq and is a predicted model, not a curated record. Gene Ontology annotation, biological process: calcium ion transmembrane transport; positive regulation of calcium ion-dependent exocytosis; membrane depolarization during action potential. Lineage: Eukaryota; Metazoa; Chordata; Aves; Galliformes; Phasianidae. Gene Ontology annotation, cellular component: neuron projection; plasma membrane; voltage-gated calcium channel complex. Gene Ontology annotation, molecular function: low voltage-gated calcium channel activity; voltage-gated sodium channel activity.
GCCCCUAAGGCGGCCCGCCCCGAGGCUCGGGGGCAGCACCGGGAGCGGUGGGGGGCCGCCUCUCCGCCGCCCGCCCGGCUCGGGCCCCCCGGAGGCACGGCGAGGAGGAGCUACGGAGCCCGCAGCCGGCAGGGCAGGCCGAGGGGGGCGGCCCGGCCCCGGGCCCGGCGGGGGGUGAGACAGCGGCUCUCCCGGUCAUGCAGCCCCGCCGCUGAAGCCGCCCCGGCGCAGCCCCCAGCCCCCCGGCCCCGCUAUGGCCGCGCCCCUCUAGACGCCCCCCCGGCUCUCCCCGCGUUGCCCCGGCCCCUCCCGGGGCCGCCCGCCGGAGGAUGGACGAGGAUGGACCGCGAACGGCCGACGAGGAGCCGGAGCCGGGAAGAGCCAAGACUUUCAUCCGCCUUAACGACCUGUCCGGGGCCGGGAGCUGCCCGGGGCCGGGGGAGCGGGAGGUCGGCAGCGGCGAUUCGGAGGCGGAGGCGCUGCCUUACCCGGCGUUGGCCCCCGUCGUCUUCUUCUACCUGAGCCAAGAGAGCCGGCCGCGGAGCUGGUGCCUCCGCCUGGUCUGUAACCCCUGGUUUGAGCGUGUGAGCAUGCUGGUGAUCCUGCUCAACUGCGUGACGCUGGGCAUGUUCCACCCCUGCGAGGACAUCGCCUGCGACUCCCCGCGCUGCCGCAUCCUGCAGAGCUUUGAUGACUUCAUCUUUGCCUUCUUCGCCGUGGAGAUGAUAGUCAAGAUGAUCGCGCUGGGGAUCUUUGGGAAGAAAUGCUACCUGGGAGACACGUGGAACCGCCUGGACUUCUUCAUUGUCAUUGCAGGGAUGUUGGAAUACUCGCUGGACCUGCAGAACGUCAGCUUCUCAGCGGUGCGCACUGUCCGCGUCCUGCGGCCGCUCCGGGCCAUUAACAGAGUCCCCAGUAUGCGCAUCCUGGUGACGCUGCUGCUGGACACGCUGCCCAUGCUGGGGAACGUCCUCCUGCUCUGCUUCUUCGUCUUCUUCAUCUUCGGCAUCGUGGGGGUCCAGCUGUGGGCAGGAUUGCUCAGGAAUCGCUGCUUCCUCCCUGAGAACUUCAGCAUCCCCUACACAGUGGAUCUGGAGCGCUACUACCAGACCGAGAAUGAGGAUGAGAACCCCUUCAUCUGCUCCCAACCCCGCGAGAAUGGGAUGCGCUACUGCCGGAGCAUCCCGACGCGCAGGGAGGAGGGCCUGGAGUGCACCCUGGAUUACUACGCCUACAACGACACCACCAACACGUCCUGUGUCAACUGGAACCAGUAUUACACCAACUGCUCUGCCGGGGAGCACAACCCCUUCAAGGGCGCUAUCAACUUUGAUAACAUCGGCUAUGCCUGGAUUGCAAUAUUUCAGGUCAUCACACUGGAGGGCUGGGUGGACAUCAUGUACUUCGUCAUGGAUGCACACUCCUUCUACAACUUCAUCUACUUCAUCCUGCUGAUCAUCGUGGGCUCCUUCUUCAUGAUCAACCUCUGCCUGGUGGUGAUAGCCACGCAGUUCUCCGAGACGAAGCAGCGCGAGAGCCAGCUGAUGAAGGAGCAGCGGGUGCGCUACCUGUCCAAUGCCAGCACCCUGGCCAGCUUCUCGGAGCCGGGCAGCUGCUACGACGAGCUCCUCAAGUACCUGGUGUACAUCGCCCGGAAGGGCAGCAAGCAGCUGGUGGAGCUCUACCGGGUGGCGGGCGUGAGGAUGGGCUUCCUGGCCAGCUCUGCCAGCAAAACGGGGGCUGAGCGGCACGCUGGCAAGCGUCGCUCCAGGAGGAGGAGGUCCUCGGUGCACCACCUCAUCCACCACCACCACCACCACCACCACCACUACCACCUGGGCAAUGGCAACCUGCGGGCGCCCCGCGCCAGCCCGGAGAUCAGCGACGUGGACACCAGCUCUCUCCACAACGGGACCAACCGGCUGAUGCUUCCCCCAUCGGCCCCAAACCCCCACGUAGCUCCCACCGCCACGGCCAGCGGCACUGAAUCCGUCCAUAGCAUCUACCACGCCGACUGCCACGUGGAGCCGGUGCGCUGCCGGGCGGCCCUCCCGCAGCCGAGCCCAGAGGACGUCCCCAGGAGCGCGGUGAUGGGCAGCAAGGUGUACCCCACAGUGCACCCCAGCACCUCCCAUGAGGUGCGGAAGGAGAAGAGCCUGGGGGAGGCGGCAGCGGGGGCUGGCAGCAGCACGCUGAGUGGGCUGAACAUCCCGCCUGGGCCCUACAGCACCAUGCACAAGCUGCUGGAGACGCAGAGCACGGGGUUCCUUUCAGUCCACGUUACAGAUAAAGGGGAUGGAUUUCGAGGUCCCUGCCCAAGCUCCUGCAAGAUUGCCAGCCCCUGCACCAAGCUGGACGGCAGCUCCCGCAGCCCCGAGAGCUGCCCCUACUGCCUGAAGGCAUUGGCCAACGAGGCCGAGCAGACAGACAACGAGACAGACUCGGACAGCGAGGGUGUGUACGAGUUCACACAGGAUGCCCACUACAGCGACCAGCGGGACCCACAGCGCGGCCGAGCCUGGGCCAGGAGCAGCAGCCGGGUGCUGGCCUUCUGGCGUGUGGUGUGCGAGACCUUCCGGAAAAUCGUGGACAGCAAAUAUUUUGGCCGUGGAAUCAUGGUGGCCAUCCUCAUCAACACGCUCAGCAUGGGCAUCGAGUACCACGAGCAGCCAGAGGAGCUCACCAACGCCUUGGAGAUCAGCAACAUCGUCUUCACGAGCCUCUUUGCCCUGGAGAUGCUGCUCAAAGUCCUCGUUUAUGGCCCCUUUGGCUACAUUAAGAACCCAUACAACAUCUUUGAUGGGAUCAUCGUGGUGAUUAGCGUGUGGGAGAUCGUGGGGCAGCAAGGCGGGGGGCUCUCAGUGCUGCGGACCUUCCGGCUCAUGCGGGUUCUGAAGCUGGUGCGCUUCAUGCCAGCCCUGCAGCGGCAGCUUGUUGUCCUCAUGAAGACCAUGGACAACGUGGCCACCUUCUGCAUGCUGCUGAUGCUCUUCAUCUUCAUAUUUAGCAUUCUGGGGAUGCACCUCUUUGGCUGCAAGUUCGCUUCUGAGCGGGACGGCGACACUCUGCCCGACAGGAAGAACUUCGACUCCUUGCUCUGGGCCAUCGUCACCGUUUUCCAGAUUUUGACCCAGGAAGACUGGAACAAGGUCCUCUACAACGGCAUGGCAUCCACCUCCUCCUGGGCAGCACUCUACUUCAUUGCCCUCAUGACGUUUGGGAAUUAUGUUCUCUUCAACCUGCUGGUGGCCAUCCUGGUGGAGGGUUUCCAGACGGAGGAGAUCUCCAAGCGGGAAGAUGCCGGGGGGCAGCUGAGCUGUAUUCAGCUGCCGGGCGACUCGGCGGCGGGGGAUGCGUCCAAAUCCGACUCAGAGGGCGAGCUCUUCCUCCGCAGCCUGGAAGAGGAGGGUGGACUGAAGAAAAACUUGUCAAACCCAGUCUUGGUGGCCCUGAGCGAGCAUCCAGAGCUGAAGAAAAGCCUCACCCCACCGCUCAUCAUCCACACUGCAGCCACGCCGAUGCCCAUGCCCAAGAGCGCCGUGUUUGGGGACGCAGCGCAGGGCUAUGAGUCGCGCCGGGCCAGUGGCGUCUCCAUGGACCCUGCUGCCUACGAGCUCAAAUCCCCGCCCAGCGCCCGCAGCUCCCCGCACAGCCCCUGGAGCGCCGGCAGCAGCUGGCCCAGCCGCCGCUCCAGCUGGAACAGCAUCGGCCGGGCGCCCAGCCUCAAGCGGCGCGGCCAGAGCGGAGAGCGCAGGUCCCUGCUGUCCGGGGAGGGCAAGGAGAGCUCAGAAGAUGGGGAGAGCUCGGAUGAGGAGCAUUCCAGCCGGGCCGGCAGCGUCAACGGCUCCUUACCUCAUCGCAUGGAGUCGCUGGAAGCAAAGGGCUCCUUUGACCUCCAGGACACCCUGCAGGUGCCUUCGCUGUAUCGGACGGGCAGCGUGCACAGCAGUCGCACCUCUGCCUCCGAGCACCAGGACUGCAAUGGGAAAACCUCUCCCGGCCUACUGGUCCAUCAGCUCCACCUGGACGACCCUCGGCCAGACUGCGACGAUGCUGAUGAUGAAGGCAACAUGAGCAAAAAGGACCGCAUGAAGGCCUGGGUACGGGCACAUCUCCCCACCUGCUGCAAGGAGAGGGAAUCCUGGUCCAUCUAUGUCUUUGCUCCUCAUUCCAGGUUCCGUCUGAUGUGCAAUAAAAUCAUCACGCACAAGAUGUUUGAUCACAUCGUUUUGGUGAUCAUCUUCCUCAACUGCAUCACCAUCGCCAUGGAACGACCCAAAAUCGAGCCUCACAGCGCUGAACGGAUCUUCCUAACGCUCUCUAACUACAUCUUCACAGUGAUCUUCCUGACUGAGAUGACAGUUAAGGUGGUUGCACUGGGAUUGUGUUUUGGGGAGAAAGCCUACCUGAAGAGCAGCUGGAACGUUCUGGAUGGGGUGCUGGUCCUCAUCUCCGUCAUCGACAUCCUCGUCUCAAUGGUGUCAGACAGCGGCACGAAAAUCCUGGGGAUGCUGAGGGUGUUGAGGCUGCUGAGGACACUGCGUCCCUUAAGAGUCAUUAGUCGAGCCCAAGGACUGAAGCUGGUGGUGGAGACACUCAUGUCAUCCCUGAAGCCCAUUGGGAACAUUGUGGUCAUCUGCUGUGCCUUUUUCAUAAUCUUUGGGAUCCUGGGAGUUCAGCUUUUCAAAGGCAAGUUUUUUAUCUGCCAGGGGGAGGACACCAGAAACAUCACAAAUAAAUCGGAUUGUGCAGAAGCAAGCUACAAAUGGGUCCGGCACAAGUAUAAUUUUGAUAAUCUCGGCCAGGCCCUGAUGUCUCUGUUUGUGCUGGCCUCCAAGGAUGGCUGGGUGGAUAUCAUGUACGACGGCCUGGAUGCAGUGGGAGUUGACCAGCAGCCAGUCAUGAACUACAACCCGUGGAUGCUCCUCUACUUUAUCUCCUUCCUGCUCAUCGUGGCCUUCUUCGUGCUCAACAUGUUCGUGGGGGUCGUGGUGGAGAACUUCCACAAGUGUCGGCAGCACCAGGAGGAAGAAGAAGCCAAGAGGAGGGAGGAGAAGAGGCUUCGCCGGCUGGAGAAAAAGAGAAGGAGUAAGGAGAAACAGAUGGCUGAUCUAAUGCUGGAUGAUGUGUUAAUGGAGAGCACAGCCAGCGCGGUGCCAGAAGCACAGUGCAAGCCCUACUAUUCGGAUUACUCCCGCUUCCGCUUCCUGAUCCACCAGAUGUGCACCAGCCAUUACCUGGAUUUGUUCAUCACCGGCGUCAUCGGCCUCAACGUGAUCACCAUGGCCAUGGAGCACUACCAGCAGCCCAAGGUUCUCGACGAAGCCCUGAAGAUUUGCAAUUACAUCUUCACCGUUAUCUUUGUCCUGGAGUCUGUUUCCAAGCUCAUUGCCUUCGGGUUCCGUCGCUUCUUCCAAGACAGAUGGAACCAGUUAGAUCUGGCAAUUGUGCUGCUGUCUAUCAUGGGUAUCACUUUGGAAGAGAUUGAGGUGAAUGCUUCGCUCCCAAUUAACCCCACUAUUAUCCGAAUCAUGAGGGUUCUCAGGAUUGCUCGAGUGCUGAAGCUGCUGAAGAUGGCUGUAGGGAUGAGGGCUCUGCUGGACACCGUGAUGCAAGCGCUGCCCCAGGUGGGGAAUCUGGGUCUUCUCUUCAUGUUGUUGUUUUUCAUAUUUGCAGCUCUUGGAGUGGAGCUCUUUGGUGACCUGGAGUGCGAUGACACACACCCCUGUGAGGGGCUGGGCCGACACGCCACCUUCCGCAACUUCGGCAUGGCCUUCCUCACCCUGUUCCGCGUCUCCACCGGGGACAACUGGAACGGGAUAAUGAAGGACACCCUGCGAGACUGCGACCAGGAAUCCACCUGCUACAACACCGUCAUCUCGCCCAUCUACUUCGUCUCCUUUGUGCUGACGGCCCAGUUUGUCCUGGUGAAUGUGGUGAUAGCUGUGCUCAUGAAGCACCUGGAGGAGAGCAACAAGGAGGCUAAAGAGGAGGCAGAGCUCGAGGCAGAACUGGAGAUGGAGAUGAAGACCAUCAGCCCUGGCCAGCACAGCCCCUCGGACAUCUUCACGUGGAUGGGCGGCGUUGGUGGCGAGAGGCCCGAGAGCCCCCGUGGAUGCCCCCAUCCCCUGCAAAUCAAGGAAAGGCACUUGUUUGAUACCAUAUCCCUGCUGAUCCAGGAGUCUCUGGAAGGAGAGCUGAAGCUGAUGGACAACCUGUCAGGCUCUGUGUGCCAUCACUAUGCCCUCCCUGCUCCCGAGUAUUACAGCUCUGAGAACCAGAUCCCUCUAGCUGAGAUGGAGGCUCUGUCUCUGACGUCAGAUAUUCUCUCUGAAAAGUCCUGGUCCUUAGCUCUGACGGAUGACUCUUUUCCUGAUGACACUAACACACUCUUACUUAAUGCUCUGGAAAGCAAUGCCGAGCUGCGCUGCAGGGACGCUGCGCUGACACCGUCCCCCUGCCAGGACCUGCUGAGCGUCAGGAAGCCGUCGGUGGGCCGCACGCACUCCCUGCCCAACGACAGCUACAUGUUCCACGCGGCCCAGCAUCGCUGCCGGCCCAGCACCGCCUCCCUGCGCCACGGCAGCCCGGCGCAGCGCAAAGCGCACUCAGGUUCAAAGGCGUCGGUGCAGUCGCAGCCAGCAGACACCAGCUCUCUCCUGCAAAUUCCAAAAGACCAUUUCCACCACGUGAGAGCUCGCGAUCCAUUGGUCAGGGAGGGAAAAGCCCUGGCGGCCGCCCCCAUGCACUCCCCUUCUGCAGAGAGGCUGCUCCGCAGGCAGAUGGCCAUAAGGAACGACUCCUCGGACAGCAAGGAGAACCUCCCCGCCGAGCUGAGUGAGCUCCCCGACCCCGAUAUCCCCAGCACGCCCCAGGAGGAGUCACCAGCUGCUCCGACCCCCUCAGAAGGAGAAGAUUUGGCUGCAUGGAGCCGGGCAAGCGUUCACACACAGCAGCAUUCCCACAAUCAAUACAACGUUUCAAAGCAGGCACCAGCAUCGUGUGCUUGUGCGGACUCUUAUCAGGAGACGCCUGGAGACUCAAUGGACCAAGAAGUGUCUGAAACAAACAGCUCCUCGGAGCCCUUCCCUUCUGAAACUUGCACAGCCUCGAGUGCCUGUUCAGAGGCACAGCCUCUCACUCCUAAGAGGAGCAUUGGCAAUACCGGCAGUGUUACGUUGAAGGACCUGAAGAAAUACCACAGUGUUGACACCCAAGGUCUUCUAAAAAAACCACCCUCUUGGUUGGAUGAUCAAAGGAGACAUUCGAUAGAAAUCUGCUCCAUGGAAAACAGCCCUCAGCACCAUUCCACAUCUAGCUCCUCUGGCUUCAUAAGUCAAGUGGUAAGUGAAAUGGAAGGCUUGCAAGGAACUCGGCAGAAGAAAAAGCUGAGUCCUCCGUGUAUAUCUAUAGACCCACCCAGCGAACAAGGCUUGCUGCCCAGAGGACCUCACAGCAUCUCACCUGCCAGAGGAGACACCUGCCUGAGGCGGCGCGCUCCGUCCUGCGAUUCCAAGGACUCGAUGGAUAUUGGGGAUUCGUUGCUUCCAGACAGCAUGUCAGCAUCUCCUACCCCAAAGAAAGACUUGUUGACACUUCCUAGCUUUUCCUUUGAUCAGAAUGAGAUGGAGCCCUGAGUUACUUUUCUGUUGGUGCCAAAUGUUUUCUUCCUGUCAUGUAAUAGAAAAACAAAUCAGAAAAAAGGAAAACAAACGAAAAAAGAACUGUAUUCCAAAAUGGCACUGGGUAAAAUAUUUCCAAAGAAGGAUUAAAGAACCAGCUGGUUAAAGGAGGGGUUAACCUAUAUCACGCUUACUUAAGCAUACGUUCUGCUUAGGUAAAAGCAAUACAAUGUGCAGAAUCUAUAUGUAUAUUAUAUUUUAUUAAAUUAAUUGAAUCUAGUAUUGCGAGAUGUAGUACAUUUUGUGACUAAAGACUCGUUUGAUUUUCCUCUAAUUUUAUGUGUCUCAGAAUAUUUCUGAGAUCAGGUGGGUUUAUAUGAACAUUUUAACCUCAAAAAUAUAUAUUUGAUCCCUUCUCUUUUUUUUUUCUUUUGUUUCGUUUGGGUUUCAUUUUGUUUUGCAAAGCACAAAAUGUAGCCAAUUAGUGCAUUAUGGAGGAAACGUAUCCCACAGUCAGCAGUAAAUAAGAAUUAUUUAAUGUAAUUUAUUUUUCCCCUUGGACUCGAGUCAUUUUCUGGAGAAUACAAAAAUGCGGUAGCGUUCUUUUCUGACAAAAUGAAUUCCCACUCUUGCAUAAAAUCGGCAUCCAGAGGAAAAGCAAGUGCACAGAGCAGGAGGGUGCAGCGCCGAGGGCUGGGAGCGCAGAGCCGGCCGAGCUGCAGGGGGAGCUGCGCGGUGCUGACUUGGAAUGGGCUGUUUUGGAGCUUUGGAUCGUCUGUGGGUGAUUCACAGAAUCACAUCCGUGAUCAUCGGUGGUGGUUUUGCUGUGUGCCUCGGGAAGCCAGCACAGCUGCCUGCAGGGCCUGCUCAGCAGCGCGGUGUCUCGGGCUGUUUCUGCAGUGCAGCCCGUUGCCCCACUGCCCUGCUGAGAGCCGUGCUGAGGUCGUUAAGUCAUUGUUUGAAAUUGCUGUUGAACAGAAGGGAGGCCUGCUGCAGUUGGCGAGUUGUCUUACAGAGUGCGUGUGAGGAGGUCUUGUCAAUACCAAAAUGUUUGUUGGUUUUCAGCAGAAGUUUUUCCUGUCACUGCUGGAGUUAAUUCACGUGAAGAACCUGAUGGAAGUUUUAUUUCCAACCUAGUGAAGUCCGUAAGCAGCAACUUUGUGCUGCAAAGCGUGCAGAAAUGGAAGCCUUCAUAGUCCUUCAUGUGUCCUUCAUAGCCCUCCUUAGUGUCAGCCAUCUCCAAGCGGUCCGUUCUGUGCUGCUGGCAGAGCCUGAAGCCAUGGGGAUGCUGGGGACGCCCUGUGUGCCUCAGCCCGCUGCUCACAGGGCUGACAGGAGGCAGACGUGGAGCUGAGAGGACUCCCCAGAUGGGGGUGAGGUGAGGGCUAAACAGGGCCUCGGAGGCACGGCUGUAAGUAUGCAACCAGCUGCAGCCCUCACAGGGAGACUUUGCCAGCUUCUCUCCUUGAACCCGCACAAGCCUGUGUUGGGUUUGAGCUCCUUUACUCCCACCUGAGGAACUUUCCUCCGCAAGCACCGUCUGCGCCCCAUAUAAUGCAGGGCUGUGCUCUCAGCACGCUGUGCUGCAGGCAGGGCCACAGCCGGGUCGGUUCCCCUGUGUGCUGUGAGCCCAGACAAACCCACCGGUGCCCAGCCCAGAGCAGAGCCCGUUUGGGGCGGUGACUUCAAACCAACCUUUCCUCAGUUCUUCCCCAGCUCACAUUUAAGGAAACAAUAAAAUUACAGUGCGGGAAAUAUUCUUAAUCCCUUUUUGGUCUUACGCUCCUAAUGAGCACAGCCUUUUCCUUUCACGUUUACUGAAUAAUUUGGGAAAAUACGACAUUGCUGACCCCAUUCCUUAACCAUCGCUGCGGCACAAAGCGCUGAAGUGACGUUGAUCCAAGCGUUCGGCCCCAAACAAAGCAGCACCCAAAGGCCGCUCUCUGGUCCAGCUUUGGGCUUUCGCCCCCUGACGCGGUUUGUGCGAGCAGCAAAAAGUUCACAUCACACAUGAAUAUUCAGCAAAGGCCAGCCGGUAAAAAUGCCGCACGGUGACGCGUUCAGGAAAGGAGAUCUGUGUAAAAUAGUUUGUUUUCUAAAGCAGACGCGUUUUUUCUAGGCGCCCUUUUGAAAAACAGACUCAGAUGUACUGCAGUGUGUGCAAUAAUCUUAAGGGAAUUUUAAAUACCUGCGGGGGGGGUUUUAUAGAAUUUGACUUUUUUUAAACAAAAUGUACAAAAUCCACAGGAAUUCUGUAGGACGGUUCUGUUGAUAGAUUUUUUUAUAUUUUUGUAGAAAUCUAUAGAGAAAUUGUUAAAAGCCUGCGUAGCAUCUUGGGAACAGGAGCAGCUCCAUCUCUGCUUCCCCUUCCAUAACCCUGGAGCCAGACCUGCUGUAGCGCAGCGCAGAGCUGCGUCCAGGCCGCGGUUAUCUGCACUAACUAACGAGGUCUGUGGUAUCGCAGUGCCAUUCCUGUCACUACAUGAACCACCCACCCCCAGAGCUCAGCCCGUGCCGGGGGCACAGCGGUCGCGUCGCUAUCGGCUCCUUCAAGCACACCAGCACUUUAUACUGUGGAUUUACUGUAGGCAGACGGGAGGACGGCGUUCUGCCACUGCCAGGCUGACAUGGGAGGAAGCAGAGACUGCGGAUGUGUGUGGAGCAAUGCCGAUUCCAGUUUUGCAGCCCCUUGCACAUAGGACUGACUUUCCUAGCUCGGUUCCAGGCCGUUGGUAUUGCAGGUGUUUUGGAGGAGGGUGAAGAAAACGCUGUUUUUGACUUCUGUGGAUUGCACUCAGCACAAGGCGUGUCCAAGGAAAAAGUGUUACGGUUGUAAAUUAGGCUAAGCCCCAGUCUCCCCUUUUCUGCCCCUCUGGCUCUAAUAACCCAUGUACACUAUUACACCAGGUGACUAGAGUAGGCACGGCACCGUUGCAACGUCCGUAACAACCUAGUGUAUAUGAUAGAACUUUGUAUUUACUAGUUAAUAUAUUGUUAUACUGUAUCAGGUAUAUAGGCCAAAAGGAGGUCUGUUGGUCAGGGCAACAAAAGGUGGUAUUCGUGGGCAAAAUCGGGUUCAAAAGUUCCUUUUUACAAAAAGAAAAAAAGACAAAAAAUGAGUGUAAAUCUUUACAAAUGACAAAAACAAAUGUGUCCUAUUAAAAGCUUUU